AUCAAAGUCCAUUAUAAAAUCAAGUCCAAUCAUUUUGAUUCGAAAAAUCAAAUCGACUCAAGAGUGCAUAUACGCUAAGUCUAAUCGAACCAUGCAAAAGAUUCGGCCUAAAUCCAACCCGGUUUCCGGUCCAAUUCCCUUACCCCUAUUUAUUUACAAACAUACAAGGACUUCUUACCUCUUACAAAUAGAGAGAAAAAGGAAAUGGAAAGAAAAGAACAGAGAACAGUGCGACUGAAGACUUGAAAGCCACAAUAAGAGAUUUGAGCGCCCCUAUAAAACCCACCAUUAUUGUCCACUUCUUCUCCUCAGCACCCCAAAAAACAAACAUUUUCCCCUGUUUCACUCUCCCCCUUCCGCCAUUGCCAGACUCCCCUGCUUCUGCUUGGAGCUCAGAAGCAGAGCAAUAGCAAAAAAAGAAAAAACAGAGUGAGAAAUAGUUCACAUUUCUCACCUCCACCAGAGAUGAAAUGUACACUCCUCGAUUAGCUUAAGAUCUCGCUCAACCAUUCCAAUCUCCCCCCUUUUUCUUCCAGAUCUAACCCCCUUUUUUUCCAGCCUUCCAAUUCGUUGGCUGUGUCUGAAAAAAGUGAAGGAGGAAGAGAAAAAAUGGAGUACACGACGAGGGCAAUUCCGGAAUCGUUCCGGGGAGCGAGGGACGACUUUACGCUUCAAUUCUCGAUGGUGUGGGACCAGAUCAGAGCUCCGUUGAUCGUCCCGCUGCUCCGGCUGGCCGUCGCCGUCUGUCUAAUAAUGUCGGUCAUGCUGUUCAUCGAGCGGGUGUACAUGGGCGUCGUCAUUAUUCUGAUCAAGCUGUUCGGCCGGAGGCCGGAGAAGCGGUACAAAUGGGAGCCGAUGAAGGACGACGUCGAGCUGGGCAACUCCGGCUACCCCAUGGUCUUGAUCCAAGUCCCAAUGUACAACGAACGUGAGGUGUAUCAGCUUUCGAUCGGGGCAGCUUGUGGGCUAUCCUGGCCAUCAGACCGGAUCAUAAUUCAAGUGCUUGACGAUUCGACCGAUCCCACGAUAAAGGACAUGGUGGAGUUAGAGUGCCAGAGAUGGGCAAGCAAAGGGAUCAACAUCAAGUACGAAAUUAGAGACAAUAGGAAUGGGUACAAGGCGGGAGCCCUGAAGGAAGGAAUGAAGCGAAGCUACGUUAAGAAUUGCGACUAUGUGGCAAUAUUCGAUGCCGAUUUCCAGCCCGAGCCCGAUUUCUUGUGGCGCACCAUCCCCUUCCUCGUGCACAACCCUGAGAUCGGUCUAGUUCAAGCCCGUUGGAAAUUCGUGAAUGCUGACGAAUGCCUGAUGACAAGAAUGCAAGAGAUGUCAUUGAACUACCAUUUCUCCGUGGAACAAGAAGUCGGGUCCUCCACCUACGCCUUCUUCGGGUUCAACGGCACGGCGGGUGUGUGGAGGAUCGGCGCACUGAAUGAAGCCGGCGGGUGGAAGGACAGAACCACCGUCGAGGACAUGGACCUCGCCGUCCGGGCCAGUCUUAAGGGCUGGAAGUUCUUGUACCUCGACGACCUCAGGGUGAAAAAUGAGCUGCCAAGUACGUUCAAGGCCUACCGUUAUCAGCAGCACCGGUGGUCUUGUGGUCCAGCCAACCUCUUCAGGAAGAUGAUCAAGGAAAUCGUCAUGAACAAGAAAGUGACACUGUGGAAGAAAGUCCAUGUGAUCUACAGCUUCUUCUUCGUCCGGAAGAUUGUAGCCCACAUCAUCACCUUCGUAUUCUACUGCGUCGUCUUGCCUGCCACCGUCGUGGUACCUGAAGUGGAGGUCCCCAAGUGGGGGCUCGUCUACAUUCCCUCGAUCAUAACCGUCCUCAACUCGGUCGGCACUCCUAGGUCACUCCACUUGGUGAUCUUCUGGAUCGUGUUUGAGAACGUCAUAUCCCUCCAUCGAACUAAGGCCACCUUCAUAGGCUUGCUGGAGGCUGGGAGGGUGAACGAAUGGAUCGUGACUGAGAAGCUAGGUGAUGCCCUUAAAACCAAAUCCACUAAGGCACCCAAGAAGCCUCGAUUCAGACUCGGCGAGAGGCUUCAUGUGUUGGAGAUUCUGACCGGGUUUUAUCUCCUGACUUGUGGUUUAUACGAUCUGGCCUACGGCCAGUAUCGCUACUACUUGUACCUCUUCGUUCAAGCCAUAGCGUUCUUCAUUGUUGGAUCGGGUUAUGUCGGCACAUUCGUCUCUCAUUCUUGAUGAACACGACGUGACACUUAGCGAUGAAAAUGCUCGCCGCUGAAUUUCUCAACUUGGUUGGUUGUGGUGGGGAGGAAAAUAUUACUCCUUUGUUGUUCUUACACUUCCUCUUCUUAUUUAUUUUGUGUAAAGGGUGGCGAAAGAAAGAACGACCAUCAUAUUCAAUUCUUUUGGGGUUGGGGGCAUAAAAGGUGUUGGAGGAUGGAACGAAGAAGAGAAGGGUUAUUGGGGUAAAUUUCCUAUCUAGGAUCUCUUGUGAAUAUAUGUGCUAGUAAGAAAUUAAAAGAGGUAUUUGGAAAGAAUUGUUACAUUUUACAUACGAGAGGUGGGCAAUAGAAAGAGGAGGUAAAUGGAAGGACAAAGUUGUUUGUGUUCUAAGUAGUGUAGAAAAAGUGUACUUGCAGCAAUUUGUUUUGGGUCCGUUAUACUUUUUUUCUAUAGCUACCAAUGUUGGGGUUUGAAAUUUAGGUUCGAAGGAAUAAAUAAAUAAAAAUUAUUCCUUUUAUGUGGUUUUCAUGAGAUAUUUGUUGAGUUGAUUCGUUGAAUUA
Molecule: messenger RNA, 2750 nt
Organism: Linum tenue
Lineage: Eukaryota; Viridiplantae; Streptophyta; Magnoliopsida; Malpighiales; Linaceae
Source: the annotation of a GenBank genome assembly